Messenger RNA from Sinocyclocheilus rhinocerous, 2299 nucleotides. RefSeq lists its product as uncharacterized. The record is from RefSeq and is a predicted model, not a curated record. Bases 45 to 1760 code for a protein of 571 amino acids. The transcript has 18 exons. NCBI's taxonomy places the organism in Eukaryota, Metazoa, Chordata, Actinopteri, Cypriniformes, Cyprinidae.
CUUCCAGUAGGAACGCACGCGAGAGACGGGAUACAUUAAAUGCAAUGAUGGCGACAGCAGCAGAGGAGAUCUCAGAAAACACUGUGACACCAGUGUCUUUCAAAAGCGCAAGGAAAAACCAGGAUAGACCCUGGAAACUGAGCUUUAUUUAUCUGCAGUGCUAUUUUUUAACAAUUGCUACAAUACUGGGGACCGGGAUCCUGGGACUGCCUGUAACUAUCGCUCGGGCAGGUCUGGUGCCUUUCUUGAUAUCCUUCCUUGUAGGCUUUCUAGUGCAGGCUCUGCUCAUUUACCUGUUUGUAGAUUUGCUUCAACGAUGCCGUUUAGCCCAACUUGAGGCACUGAAGACUGCAGAAACUGAGAGGAUCUUAAUGGAAGAAGUCGGUUCUGCAGAACCUCCGACACAAAAUGCAGAAGAGGAAGAAGAUGGGGAGGAAGUGGAAGAGGCAGAUAUGGGUCUUCUGCAAAGGGACGUCACAGCACGGAGGCAAGAUGAGGACCUUCAGCCAAAUCUGCACGUGCUGGGAGUUCUCUUCCUGGGCAAACACACCAGCCGUGCAUUCGACUUUGUUCUGCUCUUUCAAUUUGUGUCUAUCGGGAUCAGUUACGUCCUGGCGGGAAGUGAGGCCUACGCUGCACUUUUUCAUACAAGUCAUGUCUACGUGAUCCCUGCAUUUACAUGGACGCUCUCAUUGGGGAUUCUUCUGGCCCAGAUCAUCAUUCAGCCCAUCACGUCACUGCUGACGCUCCUCAAAGGAAUCCUGCUGGUUAUUACCGUGGCCGUGACAUUUGUUGUGGGUUCAGAGGUUCACCACGAGACCACGAAUGACUUCACCCAAAUCGGGAAGCCUUUUCUAAUGGGAACAGUUGCUCUUGGUGGGAUUGUCAACGUCAUGCCUUUUUUAUUUUCAGAAAUCUCCCAUGUUAAAACACAGGUUUUAUGGUUCAGAAGAGCUGUACUUGGAGGACUUGCUACAUGCACACUCUUAAAUAUAUUAUGGUGUUGGGCAGUUUUAGAGAUUGUUCCCCAGAUGGCCGUGGAGUCACUGCUGGAGGAGAAACUCUUAAAUAGCAGCGCAGGACAAACAGAGACGACUCAUACAGCACACACAUUUAUCUACUCCAACAUAUCCCUAGAGGAGUCUGAAAAGGCAGGGGAGAUAGCAACGAUACCUCUAACCAAGAUCAUAACACAGAAGUACAGCCGGUUCUCAUGGGUGGCAGAGCUGAUCCAGAUCUUCAUCACCAUCAGUAUAACCGUGAGCUUCCUCGUAAUGGGCAUAGCCAUGAAGCACACCAUCGAUGGCCUCGUCUUCUCACACUGGACGGAGAACGCUGAAUGGAUGGCGAGAAUCAGCGCGAGGCUGUUGCCCCAUAGCUCACAGUGGAGGACAUCAGGCCAGAGCUUACAGCACUGCAGACGGUUCUUCAGCAGUUUCAUGUGCUUUUUGGCUUUCGGCCUCAUUUUUGUCGUUUCAGCUUGUGAUCCGAAGGGAUUUGUUGUGAUGCUCGACAAAGUGGUCUCCUUCUCCUUGAACACGGAGGUGGGCUUGUUCAUCUUCCUCAUGCUGAGAUCCUCCAGAUCAGAGCGUUUCAAGCAUCUGACGGUGCCUCUGCCGGCGCGCGAGAGACUCUUCAGGCUCCACUGGCUGCUGCCCAUCUACUUCCUGUUCGCCGUAGCUUACGACGUCUUCCAGAGCAUCCUAGAGAUCACUGAGAACGUGGCGCUCGUCCCCCACACCAAUUCUUCUCUUGGAUGAGAAUGACUGGAUAUCAGGUGGGACAACAUGUGCUGCUGAGGUCUCUGAGGAACGGACAGUUAUUACCUCACACUGUGUCCGUGACCCAAACAACACACAUAACUCAAGAGGACACACACACUGAUCACAGAACCAGCCCAAACUUCGUUCACAGUGCUGCACCAGUAUAGAUCAUAAAUGUUUAGGUAAAAAAAAGGCCCCUAGUUUUCGCAAGCUAAGACUAUUUUUAUAUCCUCCAGCAAAUUGCACGAGUUAGGAAACAUAUUUUGAUUGCCUCAACAAAACGCGGUGAUUAAAUCUGCAGUCGUGCCAUCAAACCAUAGCAACGUUCCAAGAAGAGCUGCUACAAAAAGAUCUUUAAGGAAAUCAUGGGCUGUUAUUGUAUCCAGUAUAUAAUUUGUGAUUUAACGAGCAGACUGGAGUGACAAGGAAGAAACCACGAGACAACAGAGUGAAAUAGAGGUGUGAGUUGUUUAUGUAUGUGUAGAUCACAUCAUUCAGAUAUUAUGUAAUAAAAGAUUCAAAUACUUUCUUGGCAA